Menidia menidia (Atlantic silverside) is the source of this 1988-nucleotide messenger RNA. The record is from the annotation of a GenBank genome assembly. NCBI's taxonomy places the organism in Eukaryota, Metazoa, Chordata, Actinopteri, Atheriniformes, Atherinopsidae.
UGAAUAUGAAGCAAUGCGUUAUAUGCUUGUGGAUUGAGGACACGAGAGGAAGGGACUCGGACUGCUGCAGACGGGGGAAAGGGCGCUCAUACAUCAACCACGCCGCAAUUAGAUGAAAACCUAAUUAACAGUGCGCCAUACGUGCACACGGGGAUUUUCUCUGCUCGCACAUUCAACUUUUCUGUUCGAUCGCUUCGGGGGCUCAGCCUUGCUCGCGCAUAGGAGCCUCUCUGCUCAUCACUUGGACCUCUACUUGGCUCUUCUGUGCUGCAAAAACCAGAAUCGGGUGUCAGAUCUGUGAUGGGGGCAGCGGCCGAUGUUGGGAGUUUCGCCAACGGAUUUUUGGACAGCUUUGGUGCCACGGGUGGUGCGCAGGGUCCCGUCGGCUCACAUUUCGUUCUCACGCCAGCCGGAGCUGUGGACUACAAUUCCGUAACGGGACUGAUGAUGGGAGGACAGGGGCAGCAGCCGGAUCACCUAGUGUCCGCAGAGAGGCUGUCGCGCAGCCUGGCAGACCUCAGCCACCUGAAAGGGAUUCUGAGACGGAGGCAGCUGUACUGUAGGACCGGCUUCCACCUGGAGAUCCAUCCUGAUGGCACCGUCCAGGGCACGCGGAAAGACCAUAGCAGAUUUGGCAUUCUGGAAUUCAUCAGUCUUGCUGUGGGUCUGGUCAGCAUCAGAGGGGUGGACAGUGGCCUUUACCUUGCCAUGAACAGCAAGGGAGAACUGUACGGAUCGGAGAAGCUGUCAGCAGAAUGUGUCUUCAGGGAACAGUUUGAGGAAAAUUGGUAUAACACAUAUUCUUCGAACAUUUAUCGGCACGGGGAGAAAGGGGCAUUUUACUUUGUCGCGCUCAACAAAGAUGGGACAUCCCGUGAUGGAACCAGAUCAAGACGGCAUCAGAGAUUCACUCACUUCCUACCAAGGCCUGUUGAUCCAGAUAGAGUCCCAGACCUGUACAGAGACAUACUGGGCCAGAGCUGAGAGCAAAGAAGUUCUAACAAAACUCUGUCAAAGCUGUUUGGAGCUGAAAGACCAACCGAGUGCACCCAACCUCAUCUCCUUUUUCAAGGGAGGGGUGGUGGAAGAUCUUGUUUAUCUGGACUAAACAGGAUAGUAGAAAUUGCACGAACCAAGUCAGCACUCCACACCUCUGGAAUGGAGGAAGGAGAGAAGAGCAGAUAGGCCUGAGAGUUUGAAUAGUUUAAGGAAUCUUUUGUGGAAGACCUAAAGAGACCAUCAGAGAAACAGAGACUUUGGGCUUCAAAUAUUUCCUCUUUGGUGGUCUAUGCAAAGGCCCUGAUGAUUUGGAUUUCCUUUGAAUUUUGACUAAAGAACCCCAAAUACAUGGUGGUCCAGACUGCAUGUUCAAAGGGACACAUACAAGGACUUGAUAGUUUAAAUUAACCACUGGCUGCUAUAGCUUAUUAGUACUGUGGCUGCUGAGUCUCAUCUCAUCAGUAAGAAUGCUAUAGUAUCAGUAUGCGUUUUUUCCCACUCAGACAAUAUAGAAGCUGCUAAGCAAACAAUUAUCUUAACUGCAAAUUCCAGUAAAAUGUGUGGCUGGUUUACAUAGAAAUGGGUAGUUUCAUGCACUGGAAAGCAGCAUGUUUUGGGAAAGAGCUGUUAUACAAAAAAAAGAUGCUGCUCAGAGAUUGUGACUCUUCUGCAAAGGACAUGAGGAAGAGGAGGAGAAGAAUAGGUCUAAUGGAGUUUCUUGAUGACUUCUAUUGUGGUCUCCUGUGGUGGAUUACUUUGUAUUCUGUUGAAAUGCUAGAGACUUGUUCCGAUACCCAGUGAAGGAAUUCAGCUGCCGUCCAUCUGACUGCAGUGAGAACACGGAGCAUAAGACCCGCAAAGACACCUUUACAAACAUUUUGACAGAUUUUAUUCUUAUUUAUGUUUUCCCAGGGCAAACAAUAUAUUUAUUUCAUAUAUUUAUUUAUUUUCAGAAUAUAUUUUUACAGUUAUGAAAAAAUAAAAAGACU